Messenger RNA from Lodderomyces pseudojiufengensis, 1776 nucleotides. RefSeq names its product Mnn23p (gene MNN23). The record is from RefSeq and is a predicted model, not a curated record. Gene Ontology annotation, biological process: mannan biosynthetic process. Gene Ontology annotation, cellular component: Golgi apparatus. Lineage: Eukaryota; Fungi; Ascomycota; Pichiomycetes; Serinales; Debaryomycetaceae. The transcript has a single exon. Gene Ontology annotation, molecular function: alpha-1,2-mannosyltransferase activity. Bases 1 to 1776 code for a protein of 591 amino acids.
AUGAAGGGGAUAUAUCUACAAAAACUAUCGAGACAUAGGAUAAAAGUGUUAGUCAUUGCAGUAUUAACUUUAAUUUUAUUCGGAUCGCUAAUAAAUACAAACAUCAAUUCAUAUAACAUUAAUGAUAUACAUGAUGAGGAGACUCUUGCAACCAACCCACAACUAUCUGAAUUCCACAAUCAUUUAAAUGAUGACCAGAAUCACAAACCGACUAUACCUUUAUCUUCAAAUCCUGGUCUUGAAAAAGAUAGCAAAAAGCAUAAAUUUUGGAAUAGUAUUUUUGAAGGUUUUGAUUCAAACAAAAUGGAUAGCAGUGAUGGGCCACUUAUACACUAUACAGAUAAACUGGAACAUUUGGAUGAUUCAAAAACAAAAAAAGCGUUGUUAUCUAGGGCCAAAAUAUCAAAUGAAGUAGUGGCGUCAUUGAAGAAGAAACAUAAACGUGUCGUUGAAGACUUACCAAACGCUAUACCUGACUAUAUAUUUAAAAAAGGUUCUACUGGUGUCGUUUUCAUAGGUGGGGCAAAAUUCUCAUGGUUGACCUAUCUUGCUAUAUUGUCCUUGAAGGAGACGGGAUCAAAGUUACCAAUCGAGGUAGUAAUGCCCAAGAAGGAAGACUAUGAAAGGGAAAGAGAAUAUUGUGACAAAUUACUACCCGAACUUGGAGCCAAAUGUAUAGUUGUUCCUGAGGAAUUGGGAGAAACAACCGUGAAAGGAAGAAAACUUAAAUCUUUUCAGUUUAAGUCAAUAGCUUUAGCAAUAUCAUCUUUUCAAAAUAUUUUAUUAUUGGAUUCAGAUAACAUGUUAGUUUCAAACCCAGAUCUUGUAUUUAAAAGUAAACUAUACCAGAAAUAUGGUAUGAUAACCUGGCCUGAUUAUUGGAAAAGAACAAUCUUUCCAAAGUAUUAUGAUAUUGCAGAUAUUCAAGUGAAUGAAGGUAAAAGAGUAAGAUAUGAUAGAUUCCCAUUAUUUGAACCGGUAAAUUCUCCAGGGGCUUUAAAUGUUGAAGAGACUGAUGAAAUUCCUUAUCAUGAUUUAGAAAAUGCUAUUCCGGAUUUAUCUACAGAAUCUGGUCAACUAAUGAUUAAUAAAGCCACACAUGGGAAAACAAUAUUGUUGUCAUUGUACUAUAACAUUUAUGGUCCUGAUAUAUUUUACAAAUUAUUUUCGCUUGGUGAGCAAGGAGAAGGUGAUAAAGACACUUUUGUCACUGCUGCGAUAGUUAAUCAACAACCAUACUACCAGGUUAAAUCAUUCAUCCUAUCACCUGGUUAUUUCAAAGCAGACGGUGGGUUCCAAGGAGUCGCUAUGGCUCAAAAGAAUCCGUUAGUCGACGAGAAACUAUUUAAUGAACUAGUAGUUGAUGCAUUUGACAAAAGUGGUCGAACUUUGAGUAUACCUGAUCAAAUAACAAAACUCAAGGCUUUAGCGGAAAAAGAAUUCAAUAGUCACAACGAUGUGCCCAUUUUUGCAUUGCACUGUAAUUAUCCAAAGCUAGACCCAUUAAAUUACAUGGUUAAGGAUGAUAUCUAUGACGCUACGAAGAAGAGAUUAAAAUAUAGAUUAUAUGACAAAAUGCAUUAUGACAAAACUGUGAUCAAUAACCUUGGUGAAGAGGAAAUUGUAAAAACAGAUUUUGAAUAUGAGCAAUGGCUACACAUGAAAGAUGUCCUUUGUAUUAAUAAGUAUAAAUUUGAACAUUUUAAAGACCAUGACAUGGAAGAAGUAUGUACUUUUGUCAACAAUCAAGUGGAAUGGCUCAAGCCUGAAUCUUAA